Molecule: messenger RNA, 1306 nt
Organism: Gasterosteus aculeatus aculeatus (three-spined stickleback)
Lineage: Eukaryota; Metazoa; Chordata; Actinopteri; Perciformes; Gasterosteidae
Source: RefSeq, a predicted model, not a curated record
CGUGAUGCCGCUCGCCACUGCGCCUGCGCAGACAGGAGACAGCUGAUAACUCAUCUAUUAUGCUACUUCGCUAAAUAAAAAAAAAUCUUCCAUAAAACGUACCGGAGCCCACUGCUGGAUUUCCCGGAGGACCGAGCCACAAAGUGAAUCCCCUCUCCGACCGGUACCGGUGCGGUUAACGGGUAAUGGGAGCAGGAGCCGUACGGGAUGAGUCGCCGUGUGUCGGAUCCUGGAUGGCCGCUCGGCGCCUUCAGACAAAGCUCAGCUAACAGGCUAACGGCUCAUUAGCUAGCGGGAACAUCUGCAAGCAACGGAUCGGUGAGCGCGUUAAUCGCCCCGGUGAGCCGCUUGUUACCGAAACACCCGUCCAGAUAUCACCUUCUGCACGCGCUCAGACGCCAACACGACGGCUAUUAACGCUAUUUAUGACGUUUACGUCUCCGGUUGUGCAAUGGGAGUGUGUCUCCUCGAAAGAAACAUUGAGCUGAAGAAUCAACAACAACGCCUGAACUGAACCCGCACAAACACACACACACACACACACACCCACACACACCUCCCUCAGACCCCAGAGGGAGUCGUUUUCUCACCUGGUGGUCCAACGCUGCCAUCCCACAGUGCAUUGCUGCGUCAGUCGUCCACCAUGUCGGACGCCCCCGAGGCUGCGCCCCCCAGCCCCCCCACCCUCACCAACCCGGCCCCCCCGGAGGUCACCAAUGCCACCAAACCUGGCAGGAAGACCAACCAGCUGCAGUACAUGCAGAACGUGGUGGUGAAGACGCUCUGGAAGCACCAGUUCGCUUGGCCCUUCUACCAGCCAGUGGACGCCAUCAAGCUCUGCCUGGCAGACUACCACAAGGUGAUCAAGAACCCGAUGGACAUGGGUACCAUCAAGAAACGUCUGGAGAACAACUACUACUGGAGUGCCAGUGAGGCCAUGCAGGACUUCAACACCAUGUUCACCAACUGCUACAUCUACAACAAGCCCACCGAUGACAUCGUCCUCAUGGCGCAGGCCCUGGAGAAGAUCUUCCUGCAGAAAGUCUCUCAGAUGCCUCAAGAAGAAGUCGCUCUGCUUCCUCCGGCUCCCAAAGGCAAGAGCAAGAAGCCCGGGGCCACUACUCCAGGUCAGUACUGCAGUACUAGUGCUACCUCUCCAGGUCAGUACUGCAGUACUAGUGCUACCUCUCCCGGUCAGUACUGCAGUACUAGUGAUACCUCUCCCGGUCAGUACUGCAGUACUAGUGCUACAGGUCAGUACUGCAGUACUAGUGCUACAGGUCAGUACUAGUGCUACGGGUCAGUA